AUGACUUCAACUCAUGGCGAAGCGCGAUUAAGUUCGCCAACUAAUCGAGUUCCUGGUCAAGUAUGCUUUUACGAGGCCGAAGGAAUUGAGCAGCGCCGUGAAAAACCAACAGAUACCUCCCAGCAUGUCACACAUACCAGCUACUCUCUCCAGAAUGCAGUAGUUCCAAAUUCUACUCCUACAGCUACCGCAACUCCCCUGCCGCUUUCCUUCCAGCCGGCUAUUCAAGGAACACCAUUACCUACUGCACCCAGCUCAUCUGGUCGUCAAACGAGCACCGACCAAGCCCCCUCUCAACCCAGUUCUCUAAACACCGUGAAGGAGCCUGUGAUUGGUCAUAUGGGCCGUCUUGUAGCUGACGAUCGACAAGCACCCAUGUUUGGCGGUUCAACUACCGGCGUCCACUUCAUAAGUCAGGCUGAACAGCAGCUUCAACUUCUCCACAUGCAUAAGGAUGCACUUCCCAGCUGUGCAUAUGGCCUAUACCUCCAUAACCCUUGGGGAGCUUCAGUCCAUAGUUCUGAGUCGCCAGUGGUGGAUAUUAUCAGUCAACUUCCUCCGAACACCAUCACGAUUGUGGAAGCAACUAUAGACCGAUGGACGCCAUUGUAUCCUAUUGUUCAUAAGUCAUCGACAAUCGAUGCAAUUCAUGGGCUGCUGAGCUCGUAUCAAAGUCCAGGCUAUGAUGUUGUUAUUCUAUAUCAAACACUUGCUCUACUUGCAUUAGGAACGGUUGGACAGAAACGAGAUUGUAUACAGCAACACAAUCACUUCUUGUGUGCCUCUGAACCUUUUUAUAUGAUUUCCACUACUUUGCUUGAAAGAAUCAUUGGUCAGACAUGUUUGCAAAGCUUGCAAGGUCUGGUUAUCACCCAGCUAUAUGUUCAGUUGUCAGGGCGCUAUUCAACAGCAUCACAUAUAUCCGGACUAGCUACCCGAAUGGCUCAGACAUUGGGAUUGCAUCGACAUUCUGAUCGAUUCAAGUUCGACCCUCUGGAAACGGAACUGAGAAGGCGGGCGUGGUGGUGCCAGUAUUCUUUAGAUGCGUUCUCAAGCGCUUAUCAUGGGAUGCCGCGUCUGAUUCGCGAACAAGAUGUUGAUACCGAUUUUCCGACAAGUGUUGAUCAUAACCUCUUGUCUCGGACCCGUGUGGAAUUCCCCUUACCGGGUGAGCGAUCGCAAGUAGAUACAGCCAUUAGUCUUUUCAAGCUUGCUCGCAUCAUGGGCCGUACUCUUGAAGACCUCUACACUACAACCCGCCGCCGAGGAGGCGUUGCUAAGAUUGUACGUCUACAAGCUGAGCUCAACAUGUGGGAGCAGGUUGUCCUUGAACCUGAGCUUGAACCUGAGCCUACUACGUCGGUGACUACUAAGUCUCUAGAGGUCACGUUUUUGAGAGUUGCGCACUGCGUUGCUACAAUUCACAUACAUCGACCGGCUUUGUCUUUUACAUCUGCAGAUACCCAAUUCGUGUCAUCUCUCAAAGCAUGUGGGCAAGCUUCUGCAAAGAUUGUUGAGUUACUAUCUUCUUGUCUAGGCACGCUAGGAGCCAAUCAUGCCACAGGUCAAGUCAUGAUGGGCGACUGGCCAAAAUCUUUGCUUGUCACACUCCUCUAUCCCAAUGGAAUACAUAUGUUAUGGCAAGCAGGGUUAACAAUCCUGUUUACAGGCUGGAAAGGGUAUCCUGUAUCAGUCGAUCAAGACGAGAAUCUGAUUCAAAUGUGCAUUGCGACUCUGAGGGAGUUUCAUCGGCAUACGGAUGAUGUCGGGAACCAUAUUGGCCAGUGUGCUGACGUAUUGGAGCUACUUUGCAAGAAGGUAUUCUCUGAGUUGGAAACACUGCCUGAUCUUGAUCAGCUUCAAUGGAAUAUUUGGGAUUGGCCAAUAGCGUCAGCGCUGGAACUUGUAAAUACUCUGGACAUAAUACCCUUAGAUUUAAACUUAAAUCUAUAUUAA
Fusarium proliferatum ET1 is the source of this 1956-nucleotide messenger RNA. RefSeq names its product putative transcription activator protein acu-15. Gene Ontology annotation, biological process: DNA-templated transcription; positive regulation of transcription by RNA polymerase II. The transcript is spliced from 3 exons. The record is from RefSeq and is a predicted model, not a curated record. Lineage: Eukaryota; Fungi; Ascomycota; Sordariomycetes; Hypocreales; Nectriaceae. Gene Ontology annotation, cellular component: nucleus. The coding region runs from base 1 to 1956 and encodes 651 amino acids. Gene Ontology annotation, molecular function: sequence-specific DNA binding; zinc ion binding.